UGCUUUGCCUGGCACUGUGCUGUCAAGGAAUGAAUGUGUAAGGCUAGCUGAGUGGUAGCUUUGGCAAUGUUGUCACUAUCAGAAUGAUAUCGCAGCGGGACAGAGGAGAACUGGCUCGUUUUUAUACUGUCACAGAUCCCAAAAAGCACCUGAAAGGCUAUACUGUGUACAACGUCACCGCGAGGAUAAUCUCCAGGAAGAACCCAGAGGAUGUCCAAGAGCAGGCUGGCCAGGAUUUUAGCAAACCGGACUCGCAGCUCAACAUUAGGCCAUUAUGUUUUGCUUUAUGCCGCAGAAUAACGGUAUGGAAGAGGUACAGUGAUUUCCGGAAGCUUCAUCAGAACCUCUGGCAGUUGCAUAAGAAUGUUUGUAGCCAGUCGGAGCUGUUUCCCCCGUUUGCCAAGGCCAAAGUCUUUGGUCGUUUUGAUGACUCGGUAGUUGAGGAAAGAAGACAGUGCUCCGAGGAUCUGCUGCAGUUCUCUGCUAACAUCCCCGCUCUCUAUAGCAGCCAGCACAUCCACGAUUUCUUUAAGGGAGGCGAGGUCCACGACGGCUCCGAGCUCAUUGGACCAGCUGAGCCCUUUUCAGACUUCUUGGCAGACAGUUUAUCAGACUGCAGCUCUGACGUUCAGAGAGACAUCAGUGGUGCGGAUGAUUUGACGAUCACAUCUGAGUAUGGUGGCCCGUCCAGUGACAGCGACCUGACCUCCCUGGGUGUGGAUACCGACUCUUUGACUGGGCUGGAUGAUGGCAUGGCCUCAGGCCGCACCUCCCCAAACCAGCCACAGGGGGGUGCCACCCACAUUAGCAGCAGCUGCAGCCCCCGCUUGCCCUCCCUGUACGAUCGCCGCACCCCAUCUCCUGCCCCGGUCCCUGCCUCCUCAGCCCCUAACCCAGAGGUCAGCCGGCCAGGCCGAACGCCGCUCUUCUCCGGCCGUCUGAGGAAAGCCGGUGGUGGCCACCCAAAGGACGUGAAGUCCGACUACCUAGACAGAGCCAGUGAGCUCAUCUGUUUGGCUGUGCAGAAGGAGAAAGAGCAGGACUUUCAGGCAGCUUUCUCCUGCUAUCGCAGCGGAGUGGACCUGCUGCUGCAAGGAGUGCAAGGUGAGCCCAGUCCCACGCGGCGAGAGGCAGUGAAGAAGAAGACCGCAGAGUAUCUGAUGCGUGCAGAACAGAUAUCCAGUCAGCAUCUGAGAAGCAACAUGGGUCAAGGGUCAACGCAGACAGUGGCUUUGGGGGCACAUUGUUGCCCGUCCACCAGCAGAGGAAGCCAGCAGAGUCCUUCUGAGGAGCUGAGAGCAUACAGGGUGCUGGGAGUCAUAGAUAAGGUUCUUUUGGUCAUGGACAAGAGAACACAAGAGACGUUCAUCCUGAAAGGUCUGAGAAAGAGCAGUGACUGUGGGCGGACUAAGCGGACAGUCAUGCCUCAUUCUGUGCCCCACAUGGUGCAGCUAAGGAAGUUCAUCGUCUCCGAAGACACCGUUUUCCUUUUGCUGCAGUAUGCUGAAGGGGGGAAGCUGUGGUCUCACAUUGGAAAGUUCCUGCGUACUUCCAGCCCAGAGGACAGCUUUGACAUUCCUUUCAUCCAGAAGAGCCACACGGCGGCUGUACACUCUCCACAACACGCUGCACCACAGCUCGAUGUAGAUUCCGCCAGUUCUGGUUCUGGGCCGGUGUCUUGUCCCGCUUCUGUAUCGGAGCUCCAGAACAAAGGGGAGAAGCCGAUCGCGUCUCCUAGGAAAAGGGUUCUCCCUCCCAGGCGCAUUGAACAACUUGGGGCCCAGUCGGACUCCGGAGCCACCUCUGAGGAGGAGUGCACCAACAGUUAUUUGACACUUUGCAACGAGUAUGAACAAGACAAGGUCGAACCAGAUGCACUAGAGGAGGAGGGAGAGAAGAGCGAACAGGAAAUGCUGUCGCUGGAAGUGCCCGCCACGACGACCACCACGUCCUCGCGUAGCCGGUCACUGCUGAGCAACGACAGCCUCUCGUCACCGAUCAGCUCUCAGGAACUCGGCUUCUUCACAGAGUCGUCCGACAAAAGCGGCAGUGAGCAAUACCGCUGCGAGGGACAGGACCACGGCGAGGUGUUCAGUCCUUUGCCAUCCCCUGCUGUGCCUCUGUCCAAGCACACGCCAAUGGAGUUUUUCCGUAUCGACAGCAAAGACAGUGCCUGCGAGGUGACCUGUCUUGACUCGGGAGAGCAGCGGCCUUCUCAGAAGCCGGUCUCCCUCUUUUCCACAUCCGACCUGGGCUCGGAUGUCACUGAGGAUCUUCCAGAGCUGGCUCAGGAGGUCAAGGGCCACAGCUCAGAGCUCUGGGGGUUGGACUGUAGUGAUAAAGGCUCCAACGAGUCCGUGCCAGUCAUCUCGUUCAAAGAGGCAGUAGUGGAGGAUGAGGGUCACCCGCCAGACCUUUUGGUCAACCUGCCUGUAACGGGCGGGACUGUCGACUCUUUACAGGAGGAAUUGGACACCUCGGGGGUGUGUCUCGGCCUCGAGGCCACAGCCUCGCCGCAGAAGUUCAUCCAGCCUGAUGUUUUACAGCUUCACAGCCAGCCGGAGGAAGGGGAGGAGCAGCCACUGGAGCAGGAGCCUUCAUCUCUAUGUACAGCCUCUGCGACUUGUGACACUAGUGCUGCGUCUUCCUCUCCCUUCAACUCGUUGUGGGAUGACUGCAGCUCGGCGUUUGGGUCAGAGGCCUCUGACAAAAUGGUUGUUCACCCUACAUGCCAAAAUAAUUACCUUGACCUUCCAGUUACUGACAUUCUAAACGGGAAACUCGAGGCCGGUACAAGAGUAAAUACAGACUUGGUUCCUCACCACAGCGGCAAAAGCACAGACUCUAUCCCAGCCGCGAAUGGCACCGAGGCUCGCGCAGUGGUCCAGAGUUUAUUCGGUCUUGAUGGCGAAUCAUCAAGAGUUAUUAGUGAUACAGGUGGCUGUGAAUUUGAUAAAGAAGUAUCGCGGCUGUUCGCCGAGCUGGACGAGCUGUCGUUGGCUGCGUCCCAAGCUCGUAUCCCGGAGGAGUUUGUGCGAUGCUGGGCCGUCGAGAUGGUGUCAGCCCUGGACCUUCUGCACCAACACGGCAUCCUUUGUCGAGACCUCAACCCCAAAAACAUCCUGCUCGACCACCAAGGUCACAUUCAGCUCACCUACUUCUGUAGCUGGAACGAUGUGGAGGAGUCCUGCGACAAAGAGGCCAUUGCCAAUAUGUACUGUGCACCAGAGGUGGGAGGAAUCGGUGAGGAGACCUCGGCAUGCGAUUGGUGGAGUUUGGGCGCCGUCCUGUACGAGCUGCUGACAGGCAUGUCUCUGCUGCGGUGCCAUCCAGCAGGAGUCGGUCGCCACACUGCUCUCAACACCCCCGAGUCUGUUUCAGAGGAGGCCAGGUCUCUACUGGAGCAGCUGCUCCAGUACAACCCAGUGGAGAGACUGGGGGCAGGUGUGGGAGGCGUGGAUGAUAUCAAAUCCCACCCUUUCUUUGCCAGAGUGGACUGGCCCAAGUAGACGCUGUGCAUUGUGGGACUGCGGAAACCAGAGCUGCAUGCUGGGAGACCGGCUGUCCUGAAUGAAUUCCUUUCAGACUGGAAACACAAAUGGACAGUAAAUUCAGAUUAUGCAUUUCUGCACGCAUCUCACAUUUUAUGUAUGGCCAUUCGGUCCCCAUGUUGUUUUUUUUUUAUACGGAAUUUGCCAAGAAGCAGUAUUACUUUCCCUGUAAAUUGCUAAUUUCUUUAUCUCAUGGAGGGUUUACUGUGUAACCUUUUUGGUGCAGGGAACACUUAACAACAUGUGUGGUGCAAUAAUUUAUACAAUAAGUGCUGGUACAGAGUGAUGAUCCACUACGACAUUGUUGCUUUUACACUCGUACAGUAGCGGUAAGUCAAAAUGACAUAAGUGAAAGGUGACAUUUUUUGUGUUUACACUGCAUUUAUUCAGUUGUUUAGGUUCACCAUUCAAAUUCACAGACUUAACGCUGCAAACAUUUCUAUUCAGAGCAGUAUUAGAGCAGCAAACAACUAUUAUCUAUUAAAGAUAAGGUGGAGUAAUGUCUGCCUGAGCAGAGAAUGGAGUCGCUCUCCCUCUGUGUGUGUCGUAAUCAAGAGUUUCUCCGCUCUUUGUUGACACAGCCGGGCCGGCUGCACGUGCAUGUUAGCGCAUGUGAGAGUGCCCCGAUGGCUAGUUCAUGGCCGCCGCUCUGCACUGCGCUCAUACGGUAGUUACAUAACACUGUCCCGACCAAUUGCAUCAUCGCGGAAGCGUAGCACCCACCCUUUGGUUCCACCCUCAGGUAAACACUGUUUGCGCUGUUAGCACUGUUAGCUUCUAGCACUGUUAGCUGCUAGCCGGCUCGGCCUUCGCCUUGUUGAGAGGCACUGGAAAUGCUCCCAAUCUCGUACGUUGUACCUUUCAGUCAGCUUUCCUAAAAACACAAGUGCAAUACGCUCAGUUUGUUGCCGCCUAUAACCUAUUCAUUACUCCAUUCUGAGCCCAUUGAGAUUAGGUGUGGUCGGGACAGGUUGGACACUACAAGAUGGAUAAACACAAUAUUUUCAGGUAGGAGAUGGUUUUGUUGUUGAGUGAAGUAUUUAGUUAAAAGAAGAUUAAAUUAUUUAAUAGAUUUUAGCUGGCAAAAGUGUCCGUCUAACGCCCUCUCCCUCCGUAGACAGGCCCGUGAGGUCAGUGAGAAAUGAUGAAGGAUGAGGCGUGAACCACACAUUUCAAACCAGCCCUUUUACAAAUUGUAGUUUUUAUGAAUGACGGAGGAAACUCUGUUACUGUUCACUACUUUUUUUUUUUUUUUGCAUGGAAGAAUAUAAUUGUCGUAAUACAUGUCGUGCUAUGAAAGUUCUAUCAAACAAUAAAUUAUGUGCGUCUUGUAAAUACACCUUUUUAAAGGAUGUUGUGCUGAGUGAAAGGUACACCCAGGUCUCAAAGCCUUGAUCAUGUCCAACGUGUCAAUCACUUACUGCCUCAUCAAUCAAAUCCUUUUUAUUUGAUUAGGUGUUUUAUUUAAAUUUUCCGACUUGCAACACGGAUCUUAAUGCUGAUUUUGUAAUAUCUACAAUGACAUACAUUAUAUGGUAAACAUUCCCAUGGUUACAUUACAUGCAAUAUAUCACUUCCUGUAUGAUCAAAGAAGACUUUUGAGAUUUAUUGGAGCAUAUAAUCAAAUGCCUCAUGAUACAUUUCUUUUAACAAUACACAGUUAAUCACUCCACUGUAGAUGCUGCACUGCAUAGUGUAAAUUUCCAGGGCCAUAUUCCACAUGUUAACCCUUUAAUCACACUUCAGUUUUCCUUUUCUCAGUCUGUGUUGUAUGUCGGUACUGGUCUGUCAGUGCACUCUUGAUAACAAUAAACAUACCUGGAUGACAA
Anarrhichthys ocellatus (wolf-eel) is the source of this 5380-nucleotide messenger RNA. RefSeq names its product ribosomal protein S6 kinase polypeptide 1 (gene rps6kc1). The coding region runs from base 84 to 3509 and encodes 1141 amino acids. Gene Ontology annotation, molecular function: ATP binding; phosphatidylinositol binding; protein kinase activity. The record is from RefSeq and is a predicted model, not a curated record. Gene Ontology annotation, biological process: protein phosphorylation. NCBI's taxonomy places the organism in Eukaryota, Metazoa, Chordata, Actinopteri, Perciformes, Anarhichadidae. Gene Ontology annotation, cellular component: early endosome. The transcript has 17 exons.